Messenger RNA from Rhipicephalus sanguineus (brown dog tick), 1888 nucleotides. RefSeq lists its product as uncharacterized. The transcript has 2 exons. The coding region runs from base 412 to 1386 and encodes 324 amino acids. Gene Ontology annotation, biological process: proteolysis. Lineage: Eukaryota; Metazoa; Arthropoda; Arachnida; Ixodida; Ixodidae. The record is from RefSeq and is a predicted model, not a curated record. Gene Ontology annotation, molecular function: aspartic-type endopeptidase activity.
UCGGCUACCUCGGCGGCCCCGCAUGUGACUCAACAUGGCGGCGGCUUCCCCCCCAACUCGGGUGGCCGCGUCCAAGAUGGCUACGCGGGCUCGUCAGCGCGCCUCCAGGACGGCGUUCGCGGCCAAGAUGGUCAGCCUGCUUCCAAGCCUCUAGUUGGCCCUUGUUUUCGCUGCGGCAAGUCAGGGCAUUUGGCGAAUUCCAGAAAUUGUCCGGCAAAAAACAAAACUUGCCAAUUUUGCCGCAUCAAGGGGCAUUUCGCGGCAGUCUGCCGUAAACGGCAAGCGUCGGUGCAAGAAGUUGCCCCCGUCCAAGACGCUGACUCCGGCACUGCCACAGUCCUGUCCGUGCAGGCUGCGCCGACUAGCCCAAGAGACUUGCGCAUCCCUGUUAUCGUCGGAGGACAUAGCCACAUGUCAUUGCUGGUGGACACCGGAGCCACUGCAUCAUUAAUGACCAAGAAGGACUUCGACAUGCUUUUCGCUUCGAAGCACCGACUGCUCCAAACGUCCAUCCAACUGCAGAAUUUUUCGAAGCACCGCAUACCGGUCCUAGGGUAUUUCCGCACAGACUUGCAGCACCAUGGCAAGCGGGCCUUUGUCACCUUCUACGUGACCGCACACGGCACUUCACUGCUGGGGCUCGACGCCAUCCAGCAGUUGGGACUCCUGAUCGACGGCGCAACGCUAACGUGUCGUCUGGCUUCACCCGUUUCCUCGCAGCUUCCUGCAGGUGUGCCUCCGGGGUUCGAGCACCUGUUCGACGGGGAGCUGGGACUUGUCAGGGACUACGUCCACCGGGUCAAGAGGCGGCCGGACAUCGUACCAGUGUCCGCCAAGCUACGUCGCCUGCCUCUGGCGCUCCGGCAACAAGUCGCCAGCGAGCUGCGUCGACUCGAGGACAACGACGUCAUCGAGCGGGUGUCGGCAUCCGAAUGGGUGUCGCCACUCGUGGUCGUCCGUAAGAAGGACGGGGACAUCCGCCUAUGCGUCGAUCUGAGAGAACCGAACAAGGCCAUCGUCGUCGACGGGUUCCCACUGCCCCAUGUGGAUGAACUGCUUCAAAUGUUGAAUGAGCUGUUGCCUCGGCAAUCCAUUCCUAGUGCCCCGGCUGUCCAGUGCGACGACGCACCGGCUGAAGUGCACACUCCGAUGCCUGCGACCCAGGAUCAACCAUCGGGACUUCAGGGGGAAAGUCCUGGGUGUUCCUCCUCACCUACAGUAAAUGCACCAAAUUCCAACACGGGGGAGGGAAGAGAUGGGAAUGGGUCUUCAAAGUCGGCUCCCGACAGCCGCAACUCUCAAAGUCUUCCUGCAGGGCCUGGGUCACGUCGCCCACAGCGGACGCGCAAACCCCCAGCCCACUUGAAGGACUACAUCACAGACUAAAGUAGUCCGCAUCUUCUGGGGCUAUACUGCCUUAGAGGCCCGCAGUAUAGCCGCAGAGGUUUAGUGUGUGUGAACUUUUCGUGCAUAGUGCAAGCUGGCACUUGUGUUGGCGUGGUGAAGUGACUUUUUUUUGUGUGUGUAACAUAGGUGGUAAUAUGUACAUCUAGGACUGAACUUCUGCGUAUUGCAGGUGCCAUCUUUAGGAGAACUUGAAUGUGAAUUUUUUAGUGGUUCUUGAUGUACCACAGUUACAAUUGUAUAAGGAUGCAAUUCUUCCCAGGGCGGGACGAUGUUGUGUCGUGCGACCCCUGGUGCCAUGCUGAGACACCAGUGCUGUUGUGCUUUCUAUUCAUGCUACUGGGGGGAGCUGGGUCUCUGCCAUGCCUCUGUGCUACCACCAAUCCGGCGUGGUCAUGCCGGUCAUGUGACCCGUGCCUCGCUGACCAAUAGCCUUUCUUCUCUCUCCUUAAAACCGCCUGCAAUAAACGCGGGAGGGCAGUCU